AUGAUAUUAUCCCUAUUAUUGUUUCUUUGUGUGUUUGCUGACAAAUAUUAUGUUGUUGAUGAUUUCCAUUCGUUCACUUAUUUCCCGAUCAACAAAUGCACUUACUAUGAUGGAAAUUAUUAUGAAUAUUUGUUUAAUGAACCAGCAUUAGUAUUAUCCAUUGCCACUUAUGCCGAUAAAUUAUGCACUAUCCAAAUAGAAAACAAACACAAAACAAUUGAUUUAAAUCAAAUCACUGAUUCAUUUAACAACUCCCUUCAAUACAUUCAUAUCCCAUCAUCUGAAUGUACUGCUGAUUUUAAAUUAGAAAGAAUAACAGGAUAUACAGUAACUGUAUUUAAGAAUUAUUGUGUUGCAAAUGAAACUGAAGGAACAGUUCUAUCAACACUUCUUAUAAAUAACACUAACACAUAUGUUGGAUUUGCACAUAAAAUUAAUAAAGAUAAAGAAUGUGAAACAUACACAAAAUACAACAUAAUAUCUGAAGUAGGAUGUGAUAGAAAACAUAACAGAUAUUACAUCAACACUACUAUUUGUUCAGAAGGAGAAAUAUUUAAUGGAGAAGAAUGUAUUUGUAAUUCAUAUGAAAAUUAUCAAUUAGAAGAAGAAGAAUGUGUAUUAAAAUUAGAAGAAGAUAAAUUAAAAGCAGGUCAAUUAGUUUCAGCAUUAAUAGUAGUAAUAGUAUCAGGAUUAAUAUUUGUUGGAUUAGUUGUGUUUGCAACAAUGAAAAAGAUUCUUCACAGAAAUGAGUAA
This is a messenger RNA of Entamoeba dispar SAW760, 753 nucleotides long. RefSeq lists its product as uncharacterized. The transcript has a single exon. The record is from RefSeq and is a predicted model, not a curated record. Lineage: Eukaryota; Evosea; Mastigamoebida; Endamoebidae. Bases 1 to 753 code for a protein of 250 amino acids.